Messenger RNA from Linum tenue, 531 nucleotides. The record is from the annotation of a GenBank genome assembly. NCBI's taxonomy places the organism in Eukaryota, Viridiplantae, Streptophyta, Magnoliopsida, Malpighiales, Linaceae.
AUGGAGGAGGAGAAACAGAGUCGUCGUCAUCAUCAUUUCGUGCUGGUCCAUGGAGCUUGCCAUGGAGCUUGGUGUUGGUACAAGGUUGUUCCUUUACUGAAACAAGCUGGCUAUAAAGUGACCGCUCUCGACUUGGGCGCUUCUGGGAUCCAUCCAAAGCAGGUUACCGAGAUGGGUUCGGUCUCGGACUACCUCGCGCCGCUGAUGGAGUUGAUGGCUUCCUUAACAGGAGAAGAAGAGAAGGUGAUCUUAGUUGGACAUAGUAUGGUUGGUGUUGCGAUAUCUGUAGCAAUGGAAAUAUUUGCAGAGAAAGUAGCUGUUGCAGUGUAUGUAGCGGCUAUUAUGCCAGCUCCUCAUCCCGGUGUCGGCUACUCUUUUCCAAGAGAAGAGUGUCUCAAGCGAAUGGAUUUCAUGGAUAGCCACUUCUCAUUCCACAAUGGUCCUCAAAAUCCUCCGACCAGCAUGCUGUUUGGACCAAAGCUGAUGUCAACUAAAUUGUACCAGCUCUCCCCACCUGAGGUAACACCCUGA